AUGUCUGACGCUCCGCUCCUAGGCAGACGUCCAACAACCCGAACCAGUUUCAAGGAUUCCGUAUACUUCACGUUGAAGCUGGCUUUGCUCUCGUCACCAGUCAACUACCUCCUAGUUUUCGUGCCCUUGGGGCUUCUCUCUGGCGGGUUGGACUGGGGAUCCAAUGCCACGUUCUGGCUCAAUUUUCUUGCCAUUGUGCCGUUGGCGUCAGUAUUAGCGUAUGCUACGGAAGAGUUGGCCGAACACACGGGUGAGACCAUCGGCGGUUUGUUGAACGCUACGUUUGGCAACGCCGUGGAGUUGAUCGUGUCGAUCAUUGCGUUGUUGAAUGGGCAGGUGAGAAUUGUCCAGGCACUGAUGCUUGGUUCCAUCUUGUCCAACUCGUUGCUUGUGUUGGGAUGCUGUUUUAUUGCUGGCGGCAUCACCCGUGUGCAGCAGACCUUCAAUCAGACUGUGGCACAGACGAUGUCGUCAUUGAUGGCGUUGGCCACUGCUGGUCUAUUGAUUCCCGCUGCAUUCCACUCUUCGGUGCCCUCUGACGGGAAAGCCAAAUUCCCUGACCCAAACUCAGAUGCAGACUUCAAGAUCUUGUCUCUUUCUCGUGGAGUGGCCAUCAUUCUCCUUGUUGUGUACAUUCUCUACUUAGUGUUCCAGUUGAAGACCCACAAGGCGCUUUUUGAAGAGCAGUCCCAGGAAGAUGACGGCAUCAUCACUUCCAGCCUCGCUGAAGAAGGAACGUCCGCCAAGGGCGACGCAGAGCACUUGACCAUUAUUGGCUCGCUCUCUGUGCUCGUGCUUGCUACAUUGCUUGUGUCUUUUUCCGCAGACUACUUGGUGGGCUCCAUUGACGACAUCGUGGAGCUGCUGGGCUUGUCCAAGACAUUUAUCGGUUUAAUUGUGAUCCCCAUUGUGGGCAACGCCGCUGAGCAUGCUACAGCGGUGAUUGUGGCCAUGAAGGAUAAGAUGGACUUGGCCAUUGGCGUCGCCGUGGGGCUGUCAUUGCAGAUAGCCCUCUUUGUCACUCCAUUCAUGGUAAUCAUCGGGUGGAUUGUGGAUGUGCCCAUGUCGUUGUACUUCUCUACGUUUGAGACGGCGGUGAUGUUUGUUUCUGUGUUCAUCACCAACUUGGUGAUUCUUGACGGCGAGUCCAACUGGUUGGAAGGGGCCAUGCUUUUGAGCACCUACUUGGUGGUAGCGCUAGCCUUCUUUUACUACCCAGACAACGUUACCCCAUAG
Molecule: messenger RNA, 1236 nt
Organism: Candidozyma auris
Lineage: Eukaryota; Fungi; Ascomycota; Pichiomycetes; Serinales; Metschnikowiaceae
Gene: VCX1
Product: Vcx1p
Exons: 1
Coding region: 1-1236 (411 amino acids)
Biological process (GO): intracellular calcium ion homeostasis; calcium ion transmembrane transport
Cellular component (GO): fungal-type vacuole membrane
Molecular function (GO): calcium:proton antiporter activity
Source: RefSeq, a predicted model, not a curated record